AUGGCCUCCCGUCAACGACCCGAGCCCUACGAUGAUGUCGGCCCCAGUGGCCCACAGACCAUCAGGUGCACCCAAGCUCGCGCUAUUGGUACAUGCGGCAACGUCCAGAUGCGUGACGUCGAAAGUGCCACUACUGUCGAACGUCGCCCCAGCCAAUCGAGCCGCUCCAACAACGAUGCUAUACUGGUCACGGAGGGCUUCAACGGUCGCCGCAAUACGUACAGAGAAGUUACUGGGCGGUCAAGCAGGCGCGGCUCAACUCGCAGGAGUGAAACCUAUGGUGGCCAGUCGCCCGCCGAGUACUCCUCUUCGUCUUCGCCAAUCUCUUAUGUCGAGCGUCGCCCGCAAGCACCCUCGCCACCGCUACAUCCCUCCCUAAUGCCAACGAGAAGGGAUAGCCCACUUCGUUCCAUGGGUCCGGAUUAUGGCACACCCCUUAGGACAGUAGCGGCAGAUGGUAGCGCUGUAUACGAUAGGGUGCCAUCACUCGAACUUCCUCGAGCCACGGAAAACGAACGCCAUCGGUCUGCACAGUUCAGACCACAAAGCACCCGACGGUCGUCCUUGUCGAGCACGACCGUCGAGCUCGACGAGCCUUUGACACCAUCCGGGCGGCCACAACGUCCUAGCAUUAGCAUCGUUACAGAAGAACGAUCACCACGAUCAUCGACCAGCGGCACAUCUGCAUCGCCUGGUUUGAGCUCGCUGCCGAAGUUCUCGAACCUCAGACGUGAUGUCGGGCUGAGCAAUGUACGGCCACGCUCUGAUCAGAGCGGAUCUCGCGACAGCAGGCAGAGCUCAUACAGCGAGGAGGAACGCCAAGCACGCAUCGAACGCGCCCGGCUCGUCGAGACGGAGCGACGACAACAAACCAGACGAGACGCAUCCCGUGAGCGGCAUAGAGCAGCGGCGGAAGCAAGACUACUCGGCCAGCGUGACAAGAGCCCAGCUGGGAUUGAGUCUGAUCCCCUCGUUGAUGCAGAGUUCGCGCAGAUGGCUCGAGAACGUGCAGAGGCGGAAGCAAGAGCGCAGCAGCAGGAUCAAGCUGCGAGAUAUGCUGACGACCAGCUUCGGCGGGAUGCUGAUGCUCGCGCUCGCUAUGUCGCAUCAACAACAGGCGCGACUGAAGGACGAAGUGGAACAUAUCGGGAAGAUGUAAGGUCGCCUUCUGCAACACAUCCACCACCAUCCCAGCCAGUCACGGUCCACCACUAUCCGGCAGCAUCACGCCGGAACAGCAGCUUCCACGAACAUGGCGAGGCAGUUAUUGCACGCGAGCAGAUGCGUGAUGAAGGGGACCGUCGGGAUGCCCAUCAAGGUGCCUCUAGGAGGACACAGCAUGCUUCGCGUCGGCUGAGCUAUGUCUUGGGUGAUACGGCCGUGGAGGGACCUAACGUUGAGUAUUUGGACGACAGGGAAGUUGAGGCUCGUCUGGGCAGGCGUGCGAGCAAGAAAGCUCAACGAGAAGGCGACAGGACUGAACGGCGCAGACGAUUCUUUGGCAUGUAG
This is a messenger RNA of Recurvomyces mirabilis, 1509 nucleotides long. RefSeq lists its product as uncharacterized. NCBI's taxonomy places the organism in Eukaryota, Fungi, Ascomycota, Dothideomycetes, Mycosphaerellales, Teratosphaeriaceae. The record is from RefSeq and is a predicted model, not a curated record. The coding region runs from base 1 to 1509 and encodes 502 amino acids. The transcript has 2 exons.